Messenger RNA from Ochotona curzoniae (black-lipped pika), 986 nucleotides. RefSeq names its product TEN1 subunit of CST complex (gene TEN1). The coding region runs from base 252 to 620 and encodes 122 amino acids. Gene Ontology annotation, cellular component: CST complex. Gene Ontology annotation, molecular function: telomerase inhibitor activity; telomeric repeat DNA binding; single-stranded DNA binding. The transcript is spliced from 4 exons. The record is from RefSeq and is a predicted model, not a curated record. Gene Ontology annotation, biological process: negative regulation of telomere maintenance via telomerase. NCBI's taxonomy places the organism in Eukaryota, Metazoa, Chordata, Mammalia, Lagomorpha, Ochotonidae.
CGCGGACCCUCGGCGCGGGAGCGGCCCGCCGUGCGGCACACCAAGGCCCGAGCCCCAAGCCCGCGGAGACCCUGCCCGGCCACCGGCGACCCCCGAGGGGCGGACGCCGGCCAAGAGAAAGUCAAGGAAUCUUCCCACUGAGGGGGCGUUGAGCGCUUCCGGCGUCCCGCUCCGCCCUGUCAGGUGACCCCGCGGGACGGACAGAACCUGAGGCUCAGGAAUCUUCGCCGCUCUGGUGACAGGAGCCAGCAAUGCUGCCCAAGCCGGGCGUCUAUUACUUCCCCUGGGAGGUCAGUGCCGGCCACCUCCCUGACGGCAGCACACUGAGGACAUUCGGCAGGUUGUGCGCCUACAGGAUGUCCGAGUCCAGAGUGACGCUGACAGCUCUGCAUGAAUCCCAGCAACAUGAAGUUCUGGUCUGUAGCAAGCUGGUGGAGCCCUUCCACGCCCAGCUGGGCUCACUCUACAUCGUCCUGGGCGAGCUGGAGCAUCAGGCAGAUGGCAGUGCCGUGGUGAAGGCCCGGGUGCUGACCUGCGUGGAGGGCCUGAAUCUGCCCCUACUGGAACAAGCCAUCCACGAGCAGAGGGAGUACCAGCAAGAGAGACUCAGUGGCCACUAGGCUGCGGCUGCUCUCCCUCCCUCUUCUACUCCCCCUCCCCCAGCAUUCCCCACUGGAGGGGAUCACCCCCCGCCCCGCCCCGCGUUUGUUAUUGUCCUAGAAAUGACAGCCUGUAGAGCAGCCUCAAGAUGUGACACCCAGAGCCUGCAGGGGAACACACUUUGCAGGACUGGGACCGAGUCUCCCGUGGGCUUCUGGAAACUUCCAGAAGCUCCCUGUGAAAAAUAAAGGCCCCCCAGAGGGCGUGACCUCCCAGUGUGCGUGUGGUGCAGUCCCGGCUGAGUCCAGAAGGGGCGCCGCGGAACAGCCCGCGCUUCUGACAGGCUGCAGCUUGCUCCGGUUUUCUGGUGACUUCUGGACUGGGGA